UUCCCUUUCGUGGUUUCCGUCAAUCCUCAUCACACUCUCCUUUUUCUAUUUCUCUCACAACCUCUUUCGCUUUCUCUCUCUAAAAAUCCCUAAAACCAGAUCUCACUUUCUCUCUCUACGAUUCAACAAUGGCGGCCGCUCCCACUCCUCGGGAAGAGAACGUUUACAUGGCUAAGCUAGCCGAACAAGCCGAACGCUACGAAGAAAUGGUUGAAUUCAUGGAGAAAGUUUCCGCCAACGCCGAUAACGAAGAACUCACGGUGGAGGAAAGGAACCUUCUCUCGGUGGCUUAUAAGAAUGUUAUCGGAGCUCGCCGUGCCUCAUGGCGUAUCAUUUCAUCGAUCGAGCAGAAAGAAGAGAGCCGCGGUAACGAGGAUCACGUCACCGUCAUCCGUGACUACCGAUCUAAGAUCGAAUCUGAGCUCUCUAACAUCUGUGACGGUAUCCUCAAGCUUCUUGAUUCUCGUCUCAUUCCUUCUGCUUCCUCUGGCGAUUCCAAGGUUUUCUACCUCAAGAUGAAGGGAGAUUAUCACAGGUACCUCGCUGAGUUCAAGACCGGAGCUGAACGUAAGGAUGCUGCAGAGGCUACUCUCGCCGCUUACAAAUCUGCUCAGGACAUUGCAAAUGCUGAAUUGCCUCCAACUCAUCCAAUUAGGCUUGGCCUUGCUCUGAAUUUCUCCGUUUUUUACUAUGAAAUUCUUAACUCUCCUGAUCGUGCUUGCAACCUUGCAAAACAGGCUUUUGACGAAGCAAUUGCUGAAUUGGAUACCCUUGGAGAGGAAUCAUACAAGGAUAGCACUUUGAUCAUGCAACUUCUUCGCGAUAACCUCACCCUAUGGACCUCUGACAUGCAGGAUGAUGGUGCCGAUGAAAUUAAAGAAGCAGCCCCAAAACCAGAUGAACAGCAGUAAACAAAUUUUACUGCCAUUCAUGUCUGUUGCUAAUCUCUUUGGGUGCUGAGAUUUUAGGCAUUCACGUCUGUUAUGAAUUCUGGAUGUCCUGGGCUGUUUUAGUUUGUCCUUCCAUUUUUAAGCGUUUUACAAAUUAUUGCCUAUUUUCUUGAGGACACUGAAGUUUUAUUAUAUGGAAUUGAAAAUUUAAGAUUCUCUUUCUAGUUUA
Molecule: messenger RNA, 1119 nt
Organism: Trifolium pratense (red clover)
Lineage: Eukaryota; Viridiplantae; Streptophyta; Magnoliopsida; Fabales; Fabaceae
Product: 14-3-3-like protein
Exons: 4
Coding region: 129-911 (260 amino acids)
Biological process (GO): signal transduction
Cellular component (GO): cytoplasm
Source: RefSeq, a predicted model, not a curated record